Paraphaeosphaeria sporulosa is the source of this 920-nucleotide messenger RNA. RefSeq lists its product as uncharacterized. Gene Ontology annotation, biological process: symbiont-mediated hemolysis of host erythrocyte. The record is from RefSeq and is a predicted model, not a curated record. Bases 45 to 557 code for a protein of 170 amino acids. NCBI's taxonomy places the organism in Eukaryota, Fungi, Ascomycota, Dothideomycetes, Pleosporales, Didymosphaeriaceae. The transcript has a single exon.
AGCAUUCACACAAAACUGCCUCACCCUCACCAACUCGCGCCAUAAUGGGUAAUACAAUCAGCACAAUUGGUAAUGGGAUGGUGCAGACAGUCAAGGAAAUCCCGGGCUACGUCAAAGAACAAUUCACGCCAGGCCCGCCAUCGCCCAACGUCGUCUUCGCUCUUGAAAACAAUUCCAAAGAGUACGACAUCCGCUUCGCCAACGUGAAGCUCCCCAGUGGCUACUUCCACGACCCGCCGCACAACAACUUCGAUUCUGUGGUCUCGGUGGACCACAUACAAGACUUUGCAAACCGGACCAGGGCGUUCAGCACGACGGCGUAUUGGGUGGCUGCGAGUUACUGGACCCUCCAUGGCGGACUACUCACGGGGAUUGAGGGAAGCAUGGAUUUAAUGGCUUGCAGAGACGGCACGGAGAAGAAGAUCGGGGAGAUGUCGUGGAACUGGAAUAACAUACGGAAGAUCACGACGGCCAAGAGCACCGACGAUGGCUGGGAGGUCAAGGAGAUGCAACCGCUCAUCAAUCAGGAUUGGCGUGUGAUUGUUCGCCAGAAGUGAACUGUGGCUGGUCGCGAGGCUCUCGGCCCAGCGGCGUCACCAUGAGUGAUCAGCUCGAAGAAGUCUGAGUCCGGCCUCUUCGACGAUCCGGCACUCGCCUUGAUAUACUAGGCUCGCUCUUCAAGACAGUCCAACGUUGGCUCGCUGGUGAAGAUGGGUGACUACUACUUCUACGGCAUCGGCACGGAGCCUGGUUUUGGGAAGGCGGUACAAUGGUACAAUGCUUCCACCUUCUUCGUAAUAUCGAGGGCUCACUACUGUUCAAUAGAGGGUCCAAAGCGCUCAAGGGUGACGUCGGCAAUCUGCGCGAGACAGAGGUUGGCAAUGCAAUGUACAACGGCGAUGUCUAGCAUCCCAGAAAUG